AUGCGUGCCUUCAUUUUUUUCCUCGUUGUUGGUGUUGUGUUCGCCGAUUAUCAAUCCCAAAACUCUGGCUAUGAGAAUGCUGAAAUUGCUCAACCUACACCUGGAGCUCCACUCAGUGCUGAUGGCGGAGAUCAACAAGCAUACAAUUCGGAUGUAGGAUCUGAUGGAGGACUGCCUCUAGUCCCUUCUCAACCUCCAGCAUCUGGACCUACCCUAUUGUCACCGUACACCACACCCGUCGUAAUUGCUGAGUUACUCCUAAAGGCUCAAAAACUUUCGAAAAUUCUGAUGGAUAACUACAUCGGAAAAUCCUCCGAACAACCUUCAAAAUUCCGUGAGUAUUUAGGAUAA
Strongylus vulgaris is the source of this 351-nucleotide messenger RNA. Lineage: Eukaryota; Metazoa; Nematoda; Chromadorea; Rhabditida; Strongylidae. The record is from the annotation of a GenBank genome assembly.